AUGGCUUACACUGCUCAAAGGCGUGUCUACGCCGCUGGGUCUGACAGCUCUUUGGAUAAUCUGCUACGUUCAUCGCCCAAAAGAGUUCCUUCGCCCGCAGCAAGAGAUCCGCAGCCUGCGUACUUCACUGGAAGCGCCUCCCUACAAUCACAGAAGAGCAAUACGUCCUUAAGUGACUCGCCCUAUAGUGCUCUCCAGGCAACAAACGGGCAUGUCGCUGGGAGAGGCAGCACAUCGGAGAAGUUCUCCUUAGCUCCUGACCCCAGGAUGUGGGGAUCCAGCCUAUUCGCUAACCAGCCUGAGGACGAUGACUGCUUGCAUAACCCCGAUCCCCGGCGAGAUCGAAUCGUGGAUCAUGGAGGCAGUAUCUUCUCCGCCAGAGGCAUCGCAAACCUGGGGUGUAUAGUCAUCUUGGCACUUGCGAUCCUCGGCCUCUUCGCUGGAUAUCCCCUAGCUUCAUAUUUCACGAAGCACGGCUUGAGCAAUCUCGGAGGAUUCAAUCUGGGCGGCAUAAAUGCCAGCGGACAGGUCCCCAGCAUGAACGGCAACUGGGGCUUGAUUGAUCUGGACACGCCGCAGGAGGCACUUACCCACACAUCGUACAAAGACGGGACCGAAUGGCAGCUUGUAUUUAGCGACGAAUUCAAUGUAGAAGGCCGGUCCUUCUACCCUGGGGACGAUCCGUAUUGGGAAGCAGUCAACCUGAACUACUGGCAGACCGCCGAUAUGGAGUGGUACGACCCGGAUGCGAUCACCACUAGCAAUGGCUCCUUGGUCAUCACGCUCUCCGAGAAAGAAAUUCAUGACCUGAAUUAUCAGAGCGGCAUGAUGUCCACUUGGAAUAAGUUCUGUUUCACCGGCGGGAUGUACUUAGCCAGUGUCACGUUACCCGGACUCAAUAAUGUGGUUGGUUUAUGGCCUGCUGUCUGGGCUAUGGGAAAUCUGGGGCGAGCCGGAUAUGGAGCCAGUCUCGACGGCAUGUGGCCGUAUACAUACGACGCUUGUGAUGUCGGGACCGUCGCGAACCAGUCAAUAAAUGGCGUGCCUGACGCUACGAAUACAUUGGAUCCAGACAACCCCAAGCCUCUGUCGUUCCUUCCAGGCCAGAGGUUGUCAAGAUGUACUUGCAAGGGCGAGAGUCACCCCGGUCCCGUGCAUGAAGAUGGGACGUACGUCGGGCGAUCAGCGCCGGAGAUUGACAUGUUCGAAGCUCAAAUCUCCUCAUUGACGCCUGGCGGACCCGUGUCCGGACAGGUCUCCCAAUCAGCCCAGUGGGCACCCUUUAAUUAUAAUUAUGAGUUCUUCAAUACGUCGGACCUUUAUCAAAUUCAGGACCCCACCAUCUCCGCCAUGAACACUUACACUGGUGGUGAAUUGCAACAGGCAUCGUCAACCGUUACCAUCACCAACCAGGCAUGUUAUGAGGGUAACGGUGGCUGUUUCUCUACAUACGGGUUUGAAUACAAGCCUGGAUUCGAUGACGCGUAUAUCAGCUGGAUAACGGAUGAUAAACUGGCUGUCACUCUGGAAGUUGCAGCCAUGGCCGCCGACAGUCGUGUGAAUAUAUCCGCAAGGCCUGUGCCGCAGGAACCGAUGUAUCUCAUCGUAAAUUUAGGGAUGUCAACUGAUUUCACUCCAGUCGUCGAUGUAGACCACAUACCAUUCCCUGUGCAUAUGACCAUAGACUGGAUACGCGUUUACCAGCCCAAGGACAGUAUCAAUAUCGGGUGCGAUCCCCAGGACUUCCCUACUCAAGCUUACAUUAACCAGUACAUGGAAGCGUAUACUAAUCCCAAUCUGACGACAUGGACUGGUGACUUCGGGCAGCCCAAUCCGAAGAAUAGCCUCAUCGACCAAUGCUAA
This is a messenger RNA of Gloeophyllum trabeum ATCC 11539, 1863 nucleotides long. Its product is annotated as glycoside hydrolase family 16 protein. NCBI's taxonomy places the organism in Eukaryota, Fungi, Basidiomycota, Agaricomycetes, Gloeophyllales, Gloeophyllaceae. The record is from RefSeq and is a predicted model, not a curated record. Gene Ontology annotation, biological process: fungal-type cell wall organization; (1->6)-beta-D-glucan biosynthetic process. Gene Ontology annotation, cellular component: plasma membrane; endoplasmic reticulum membrane. The coding region runs from base 1 to 1863 and encodes 620 amino acids. Gene Ontology annotation, molecular function: glucosidase activity. The transcript has 15 exons.